UGCUUCCAUCUUAUCUCCACGACGGGUGUCGAAUCCCGCCCCAAAAGAGCUCUUUUCUUCUCCUAUGCUCUCCUUCUUUAGUCGAUAAUUUCUUGAAAACACUCACCUCCUCAACUUUAAUCAGGGCCCUCAAGUCUCUUUGAUGCUAUAAAACCUUUCUGUUUUCUGAGCUGCUCUACUUUUUUGUUUGAUUUCCCUGGUCCUAGUCUCAUUACUGCACUACACUACCAUAAUUCGGGUGCCACCUUCAAGAUGUUCAAAUACUCCAGCAAACCCAGAGUUUUCCAAGCUCAGCUUCUCUCAAUAAUCAAUAAGAGAUGUGUUGCCCAACUAUCUAUUCCAAACACUCCAUCUUCGCUUAAAAACGAAACAAACUUGACCUUCAUGAAAAAUUCCAAAGAAUGGGAUUUGCUUAGAGCCUCCUUGACAAAAUUCAAUGACAAUACUUCUUUGCAAAUUCCACUUGUCAUCAAUGGUGAAAAGAUUUACUCAGAUGAAACAAGACCUACACUUUCUCAUUUUAAUCCAGCUAAACAUUCUCAGGAAUUAGCUACUGUGACUCAAGCCAAUCCAAUUGAUGUUACCAAUGCCAUCAAGACUUCAAUGAGUGCCAAAAAAGAUUGGUUGAAAACACCAUGGGUUGAUAGAGCUUCAAUUUUUCUCAAAGCUGCUGAGUUGAUCUCGACUAAAUAUAGAUAUGAUUUACUUGCUGCCACCAUUCUUGGUCAAGGUAAAAACAUUUUCCAAGCUGAAAUCGAUUCUAUCGCCGAAUUAAACGACUUUUACAGAUAUAACGUUAAAUAUGCAAAGGAAUUAUACAGUACCCAACCAAUUGAAACUAGUUCUGGUGUUUGGAAUAGAGCUGAGUAUAGGCCAUUGGAAGGUUUUGUCUACGCUGUCACUCCAUUCAACUUCACUGCAAUUGCAGGAAACUUGGUUGGCGCUCCAGCUUUAAUGGGUAAUACUGUCGUUUGGAAACCUUCGCCUCAUUCUAUUUUAUCAAACUAUCUAUUGUACGAAAUAUUGGAAGAAGCAGGUUUACCAAAAGGUGUUGUCAAUUUUUUGCCUGGUGAUGCUGAAUUAAUCACAAACGAAGUCAUCAACGAUGAAAAUUUUUCAGCUUUACAUUUUACAGGUUCAACAAGCGUUUUUAAAAAUUUAUUUUCAACUAUUGGACAAAACAUUAACAAAGAUGUCUAUAAAGAUUUUCCAAGAAUUGUUGGUGAAACUGGAGGCAAAAAUUUCCAUUUGAUCCACAAAUCUGCAUCUGUUGUUCAUUCAUCAUUGUCAACUUUAAGAGGUGCAUUUGAAUACCAAGGUCAGAAAUGUUCUGCUACUUCACGAUUAUAUUUAUCAGAAAGUAUUUCAAAUCAAUUUUUAAAAAAUUUGACUGAAAACCUCAAUACCAUUGUACCACAUAACUGCUCGAUUAGUGAAGGAUUGAAUUCAUUCAUGGGGCCAGUUAUUCAUAAACAAAGCUAUGAAAAAUUGGUUUCAAAGAUUGAACAAGCCAAAGAGGACCCAGAUUUAGAGAUUAUUUACGGAGGUAAAUAUGAUAGUAAAGACGGGUUUUUUAUUCAACCAACAAUAAUUGAAAGUAACAAAAUUGACCAUCCUUAUUUUUCAGAAGAAUUUUUUGGUCCAAUAUUAGUUGUUUAUAAAUACAAAGAUAAGGAUUAUGAAAAAGUAAUUAAUAUAAUUGAUAAAACUUCGAAAUAUGGAUUGACUGGUUCUAUCUUUAGUAAAGAUAGAGAAGCAAUAAGAACCGCUGAAGAAAAACUUAGGUAUUCUGCAGGUAAUUUCUAUAUUAACGAUAAAUGUACAGGAGCUGUUGUUGGGCAGCAAUGGUUUGGAGGCAGUAGAAUGAGUGGAACAAAUGAUAAAAGUGGAAGUGCUAACAUCCUUAGCAGAUUUGUUUCUGUAAGAAAUGUGAAAGAAAACUUUCAAGAAAUAAAUGAUUAUAGAUAUCCUAGUAAUUACUAGAUUACUAGGAAACUAUUUUUGUUUAAUAUAACAAAUA
Ascoidea rubescens DSM 1968 is the source of this 2020-nucleotide messenger RNA. RefSeq names its product 1-pyrroline-5-carboxylate dehydrogenase (gene PUT2). The transcript has a single exon. Bases 253 to 1983 code for a protein of 576 amino acids. Gene Ontology annotation, molecular function: L-glutamate gamma-semialdehyde dehydrogenase (NAD+) activity. NCBI's taxonomy places the organism in Eukaryota, Fungi, Ascomycota, Saccharomycetes, Ascoideales, Ascoideaceae. The record is from RefSeq and is a predicted model, not a curated record. Gene Ontology annotation, cellular component: mitochondrial matrix.